Molecule: messenger RNA, 943 nt
Organism: Hipposideros armiger (great roundleaf bat)
Lineage: Eukaryota; Metazoa; Chordata; Mammalia; Chiroptera; Hipposideridae
Product: HLA class II histocompatibility antigen, DO beta chain-like
Exons: 5
Coding region: 43-558 (171 amino acids)
Source: RefSeq, a predicted model, not a curated record
AAUCGGCCAGACAUAUUGGAGAGAAGUAGAGCUUCUGUGGACAUGCUCUGCAGACACAACUACAAGCUGGGUGCACCCUUCACUGUGGGGAGAAAAGUGCAACCAGAGGUGACAGUAUAUCCGGAGAGGCCCCCAACCCUGCAGCACCACAGCGUGCUGCUUUGCUCUGUGACAGGUUUCUAUCCAGGGGACAUUACGAUCAGAUGGUUCCGGAAUGGGCAGGAAGACAGAGCGGCGAUCAUGUCCACUGGCCUUAUCAGGAAUGGAGACUGGACCUUUCAGAAAAUGGUGAUGCUGGAAAUGACUCCUGAGCUUGGAGACGUCUACACCUGCCUUGUUGAGCAUGCCAGCCUGCCAAGCCCUGUGUCUGUGGAGUGGAGAGCUCAGUCUGAGUACUCUUGGAGAAAGGUGCUAAGUGGAGUGGUAGCCUUCCUGCUUGGGCUUAUCUUCCUUCUGGUGGGGAUCACCGUUCAUCUCAGGGCUUGGAAAGGGUAUGUGGAGACUCAGCUGUCUGGAGAUGAGUUCUCAAGAGCUGUCUCCCCACCACCGCCGCACUAAGGUCCUGACUGAAGCUUCUCGCCUGGAGCCUGGAGUAGUACUGACUGAUGUGGGGCCUGGACUAAGUAAUGGACGCUCGCGAGGUCACUGUUCCUGAGUAGCCCUUUUCUGUGAGGCCUUGGAGGAGUUCUGUGUUCCGAGAUCAUGCAUCUGUCACCCUCCUGCCCUCCUUCCUCCUGCUUGUAUGUGUCAUGAGUCCCCGUUUCCAAGGACAGUGUCCAGAAAUUCCCCUAAGACCUAACUCCUUCCAGUCCCAAACUGUUUACUUUCUGUGGUCUGGUCCUAAGACUGUAAGCUGUUAUCCCUAAUCUUCCUCUCCUCCAACUGCUGUCCCCACAGUUUUUGGAAGACAAAUGCUCAGAUCGUCACUGUUUCCUUUUCACUA